Messenger RNA from Pyricularia pennisetigena, 1527 nucleotides. RefSeq lists its product as uncharacterized. NCBI's taxonomy places the organism in Eukaryota, Fungi, Ascomycota, Sordariomycetes, Magnaporthales, Pyriculariaceae. The coding region runs from base 1 to 1527 and encodes 508 amino acids. Gene Ontology annotation, molecular function: carbohydrate:proton symporter activity. The transcript has 2 exons. Gene Ontology annotation, cellular component: membrane. The record is from RefSeq and is a predicted model, not a curated record. Gene Ontology annotation, biological process: transmembrane transport; carbohydrate transport.
AUGGAAAAGUCCCAAGAUACCGAAACCCACCCCGUCCAAGGCACCACCAGCCACCAUGACAAGGUGCCUGUCAGCCAGGAGCAGGAGCUCACGCUGGCCGAGGUUUUCAAGCAUCACAAAAUCAUCGUUUGGUGGUGCUUCUACUGGGCCAUGUGUGCCGUUGGAUGGGGCUUCGAUGCACAGAUCAACGGCGCCAUGAUCGCCGUCGACUCGUUCCGCCGCGACUUUGGCUACCUCAGCCCCAAAGGCGAGGCCAUCCUGCCUGCCGAAUGGCAAGCCGCCUUCAACAUCAUCGCCUCGGUCGGUCAAAUCUUUGGCGGCUUCCUCUGCAGUUGGGCCGCCGACCGCAUCGGCCGCCGCUGCUCCCUCGUCUGCGGCCUGAUCAUCUGCACCGGUGGGAUCGCCGGCGAGGUUGCUUCCCACACGCGCCCCGCCUUCCUGGCCUCCAAGCUCGUCCUGGGCCUCGGCCUCGGCUUCUACCUGACGCUGGCCCCCCUGGCGUGCAGCGAGAUUGCUCCCGUCGCGUUGAGAGGGUUUGCCACGGCCGGCGUCAACCUCGGCAUCGCCGUCGGCCAGCUGCUCUCGAACGCCGUGGUCAAGGUUUUUGGGGAGAGGACCGACGCAUGGGCGUACAAGGGAGGAUUUGCCACGCAGCUCUUCUUUGUUCUGUUCCUCCUCGUCUUUCUCCCCUUCCUGCCCGAGUCGCCGUGGUAUCUUGUCCGUGCUGGCAAGAGCGGACAGGCCACCGAGACCAUCAGGAAACUUUACGGAAGAGAUUACGACGCCGAGAGGCAAAUACUCGCUAUGGAGGCUACCAUCAUCGCCGAGGAGACUGCCACGGCCAGCGAACAAAGACUGAUCGACUGCUUCCGCGGCACCGACCGCCUGCGCACCGGCAUCUCCACCGGCGUGUUCCUCUGCCAACACCUCGUCGGCAUCAUCUUCGUCCUGGGAUACUCGACCUACUUCUUCAGUUUGGUGGGCGUCCAAAAGUCCUUCGACCUGGGCGUCGGCGUCACAGCCUGUGGCGUCCUGGGCAACAUCAGCUCCUGGUUCGUCGUCGAGCGCUUCGGCCGCCGCGUCAUCUUCGUCGGCGGCAUGGCCAGCCUCACCGGCCUGCUCUUCCUCAUCGGGAUCAUGGACGUGGUGCCGACCGCCGCGGCGGGCUGGGUCAUGGCCUCCUCGACGGUCGUCUACGCGUUCGUGUACUUUAUGACCAUUGGCGCCAUGGCCUUUGCCGUCCUGGGCGAGGCCUCCAGCACCAGCCUCCGCGCCAAGACCAUCUCGCUGGCGACCGCCACCCAGGCCGUCUGUGGCAUCGUGUUCAAUUUUGCCAUCCCCUACAUGGUCAACCCGGACCAGGCCAACAUGAAGGGCAAGGUGGGUUUCGUGUUUGGUGGUCUGGCCCUGGUGGGCACGGUUGGAAGCUGGGUGUGGGUUCCAGAGCUCAAGGGCAAGACUUUUGACGAGAUUGAUAGGUUGUUUGCCGCCAAGGUGCCGCCUAGGAAGAUGGGCAAAUCAUUGUAG